Aspergillus aculeatus ATCC 16872 is the source of this 2268-nucleotide messenger RNA. RefSeq lists its product as uncharacterized. Gene Ontology annotation, biological process: regulation of DNA-templated transcription; DNA-templated transcription. NCBI's taxonomy places the organism in Eukaryota, Fungi, Ascomycota, Eurotiomycetes, Eurotiales, Aspergillaceae. Bases 1 to 2268 code for a protein of 755 amino acids. The transcript is spliced from 4 exons. The record is from RefSeq and is a predicted model, not a curated record. Gene Ontology annotation, molecular function: DNA-binding transcription factor activity, RNA polymerase II-specific; zinc ion binding; DNA binding.
AUGCGCACCAAGAGGGGCCCUAUCCCCGCUCUCACUGGGCCCUCUGGCCAACCAGCUGGGGCGUCCGAUCGAGUUUCCCGGGCCAAAGUCCUGAUCCCGCGAGAUCGGUCCCGGAUCGUACUAUCUAGCUCCCGCAUACGCACCUCACGUGCCUGCGAUCCGUGUAGACAACGCAAAGCUAAGUGCAAUGGUGGCAGGCCAGCUUGUAUCCAGUGUGAUGGCCUGGCCAUCGAGUGCACCUAUUCCGAACAGAAACGCACCCUCGAGCAAAAAGAGCUCACCCUGCUGCGGAGCACCAUCCGACGCCAUGAACGAAUGAUCCAGCUCAUCUCCGCUCGACCCACAAACCAGGACGAUGAUACUAUAGAUGACCCCACGGAUUCAAUCCCCUCGCAAGGGGCAACCAAGGAGAUAGUCCCAGUGGCUCCACCGUCUCAGGAGGAGGCGCCCCCAUCCGUGGAGCUUCAUUACCCUGAAAGCUUGGAUCAAGCCCUGGGAGAGCUUCAGGGGCAGCUUCGGGACCUGCAUCAGAUCUACCAAGUGGUUCACGAUUGUGAUCCAGCAGUCCUGCCCUCCGUGGUGGAGACCAUCCGGCGGAGCGCAUCCGUUCACGAUGCGGCCAUGCAUCUCGACCAGCAGGUGUCAACGCAACGGCCGGGAGUCACCCUUGGCAGAGUGCAGCGGGCCUGGCUCAGUCGACUUUCUGGCAAAGCGGAGCUGGUCUGUCGACAUCCCCCGUAUACGGUCACGGCGGCGGAGAAGUGGACAUCGGUCGUCGAUAGUCCGGUAGCCUCGCAUCUAUUCUCCCUCUUCUUCGUCUGGGACAAUCCUACCUGGCAUCUGAUCGAGCCAAGUGUGUUCCUUGCCGACUUUCAAUCCGGAAGGACGCAGUUUUGCUCCUCGUUGCUGGUGCACGCCAUCCUCUUUUUUGCGUGUCACUAUUCAUACGACCUGGAGAAGCCAUGGGAUAGGAGGGAGGAGAUGUCCAUUGCCAAGAGACUGUUCCGAGAGAUUGGUCGUCUCUGGCAGCGGGACAAGGACAAAGCAUGUCUAACCACUGUUCAAGCCAGCUUAAUUCUAGGGCUGUUUUUCAACGCGUCCGGAAAGGAUAAAAUCGGGACGCAAUACAUCUACUAUGGUGGCCAAAUGGCGUUGCAGCUGGGGCUGCAUCUUCCUUCGUCGGCCGUCUUCCACAGCGACUCGAUGGCGGAAGCGAAGCGAAAUCACUGGGCACAUAAGCUCAUUGCCUGCGGGAUAUACGAUGUACAAUCGUCAGUGAUCAUCCUCCAGCAUGACGCUGUAUACAAGGUGCUGAUGCCCGAUAGAAUAACAAUGCAACUGGGGCGCAAACCAUCACCCUGGAAAGCACCCCCCGAGAACUACUUCUCGCAGGAAGAAGCCCUGUUUUCAGAUGUCAAUCAACAAUGGGCGCCUUAUCCGUUCACAUAUCCGACAUUCAAGCCCUAUGCGAACACAGGGGUCUUCGUCCGCCGCAACCUCCUGAUCCUUAUCAACGAUAUUUCGAGUUUUGAGGCGCAGAUGCCUCACCGCGUCGAUCUUCCGAGCUGGCAACAAGGCACUCUAAUCCACGAGAAGUUACUCACAUUUGAAAGGACUCUGCCGAUCGUGCUUGGGAUAGGAAGGAACAAAACCCCCCACAAUUUAUGCCUUCAUCUAUAUUAUCACAUGGCUGUGGUCAAUCUCUGUGGGCUUUUCAAUUCCCGAGAAGCCACUACGACCAAGGAAACCAUUAUUGCUGUGACACAAUUCGACCCGCAGCAAGUCUUAGAAGACGCCAUGGAUGCCAUGGCAACAAUCAUCUUAAUGUACCGUGUUUGCCACGGGUGGAAAUCAUUACCAGUGGUCAUGGUUCACUACUUUUUUGUUAUUGGGCUCCAUGCUGCGUCCAAUCUGCGAUCUUCAAAGUGGCGCGAAGUGCUAGUAAGCUGCGUGUCAGGUCUUUGGCACAUGGGUCUAGCGUGGCGAAUAUGUCGACCGUUUUUGCGCACGAUCCAGUUGGUGUUGAGCACUGGCACCGACGAAACGUUGAUUCCCGUCGAGGCGCAGUCCAUCUUACGGGAAUUCAACGAAAAGCUAUGGACCCAGCAAGAGGUCCAAUCGGUCUCCGCUAAUUACGUCGUCCAUCAUCAUCAUCCGACGAGGGAUGGACUUCAGGGCGGCGCCUUCCAAGGAGAAACUUUAGAGAACCUGAUCCGAGCCUUCGAUCGGCUCAGCACAGCGGAUGAGCAGGUAAGCGUGGCCGCCUGA